AUGUUGCCAAACCCUGAAUUCAAGUGGAAAAAGCAGCCUCAAAUUCAUGUAUGGAGAAAGCAAUCUAAUGAUGGGGAAGUCUCAGUCAAAUUGGAAUCAUAUGACCCAAAUGAAAGUGUUACUCUUUUUGAAGAAGCAUUGAGGAAUAAUGAGGAGGCUGUCCAGGAUUCAGUUUCUGCUACAGUUUGUUGUUUCUUCUCGUUUGGCUUUCUGGUUGAUCUGUGGUGUGCUUUCAGCCAGUGUGUUGCCUUCCAGCUUGAGUUGUUUUGCAAAUUGCUUCCUUUGGACAGUUCAGCAUCGGACCCUUGCUUGGUUCAGCUGUCUACUUUUGUGGUUCCUAGUAGCCACAAUGAUGGUCAUCGAAGUGGACAUGGUAAUCGUGCAGGUCGGGGAGGUCAUAUUGAAAGUCGUGGGGGCCGUAGUGAACUCGUUCCUGUAUUCACAGUGGUCUUGGAGGGCACACUGUUGAUUUUUUGUUGGGAUUUACAUGAAAAGCCAUCUAGUGUUGUUAAGCAGGUCUCUUAUCUGGAUGGCACAUUGGGUGUUGCUUUUAUACCUCGGUCAGCACCACAUGAUUUUGGAUCAGUUACUAUUACAAUAGAGGAGUAUGCCUAG
Messenger RNA from Ilex paraguariensis (yerba mate), 615 nucleotides. NCBI's taxonomy places the organism in Eukaryota, Viridiplantae, Streptophyta, Magnoliopsida, Aquifoliales, Aquifoliaceae. The record is from the annotation of a GenBank genome assembly.